Protopolystoma xenopodis is the source of this 513-nucleotide messenger RNA. The record is from the annotation of a GenBank genome assembly. Lineage: Eukaryota; Metazoa; Platyhelminthes; Monogenea; Polystomatidea; Polystomatidae.
AUGUUUUCUUGCCUUGUAUGUAUAGCCCCUGAACCAGCUGAUUCGAACUUUCUUUCUCCCGCAGACCUGGCCUUGAGUUCCGGGCACCAAAAUCCUGCCCAACCGAGUCAAAUCCAGCCUCGCCAAACGCCAAUCGCUCCCAUAAUUGGACUCAACCAACUCGUUACCAUUGUGUCUGUGCACGCGCUUACCAUAAGUAGUCAGUCGACAGAUUAUCUAGACAAUGUGUAUGAAGAUGAGACAGCACAUGAGGCCUUGAAUGGCAUCACUGAUGGACGAUUAAACGCGUCCAUGAUUCUGCCACUCAUGUUUCGAUUCAUCCUUGCUGAACUGGAAUGCCUGCCAAGCUCACUUAAGCUAGAGACAAUGACGGUUGAUUCCAUUACUCCAACUUCCGCGGCUGAGACCAUAGAAGGAUCGGCUGAGGCGAUCACGAAUUGGGCUCCGCUAUCACUGAAGGAGGAUGGGUCAAAACGAGCAAAGGUAGGGCUAUUUGUCAUCAUACGAUCCUGA